AUGGGAAGCGCCCGCCUGCUGCCCAACCUCACUCUGUGUUUACAGCUCCUGAUCCUCUGCUGUCAAACUCAGGGGGAGAAUCACCCGUCUCCUAAUUUUAACCAGUAUGUGAGGGACCAGGGCGCCAUGACCGACCAGCUGAGCCGGCGGCAGAUCCGCGAGUACCAGCUCUACAGCCGGACCAGCGGCAAGCACGUGCAGGUCACCGGGCGACGCAUCUCCGCCACCGCCGAGGACGGCAACAAGUUUGCCAAACUCAUCGUGGAGACGGACACGUUCGGCAGCCGUGUGCGCAUCAAGGGGGCUGAGAGUGAGAAGUACAUCUGCAUGAACAAGCGGGGCAAGCUCAUCGGCAAGCCCAGCGGGAAGAGCAAGGACUGCGUGUUCACCGAGAUCGUCCUGGAGAACAACUACACGGCCUUCCAGAACGCGCGGCACGAGGGCUGGUUCAUGGCCUUCACGCGCCAGGGGCGGCCGCGCCAGGCCUCGCGCAGCCGCCAGAACCAGCGGGAGGCGCACUUCAUCAAGCGCCUCUACCAGGGCCAGCUGCCCUUCCCCAACCACGCCGACAGGCAAAAGCAGUUCGAGUUCGUGGGCUCGGCCCCCACCCGCCGGACCAAGCGCACUCGGCGGCCCCAGCCUCUCACGUAG
Messenger RNA from Lepus europaeus (European hare), 651 nucleotides. RefSeq names its product fibroblast growth factor 17 (gene FGF17). Gene Ontology annotation, cellular component: cytoplasm. The record is from RefSeq and is a predicted model, not a curated record. The coding region runs from base 1 to 651 and encodes 216 amino acids. Gene Ontology annotation, molecular function: growth factor activity; type 1 fibroblast growth factor receptor binding; type 2 fibroblast growth factor receptor binding. NCBI's taxonomy places the organism in Eukaryota, Metazoa, Chordata, Mammalia, Lagomorpha, Leporidae. Gene Ontology annotation, biological process: regulation of cell migration; animal organ morphogenesis; positive regulation of gene expression. The transcript has 5 exons.